AUGCUGGCCGACACUUUCAUUCAACUCCUCUCCUUUUCAGUUUUCACAACGGGCUGUGCCUCAAUUUAUCUUCUAUUGGAGCACCGUCAGACACCUGACACGAUGGCGCUGGCCGCCAUUCCUGCCCUAAUCAUUGGGACCAUGCUCAUUCAGGCGGUCAUUGCUCUGUGCAUGGGCCUGUCUGAAAUCUUUUUCGCAGGAAUUCGUGGUCCAAGUUUGCAUUUAGCAUGCACCAUAACGUUUUGGGGUCUCCUCGAGCUCGGUCUGUUCUUUCACAUUUCUCCUACGCGGUCUCUGCUCUUGAGGCUGCAGACCAGCAGACCAGCAGCCCAAGCCUGGGGAAGCGGCGGCCCGAAAUCGUGGGUCUCAGUCUGCUGGAAUGGUGGUAGAAGAUGUUACCGGAAAAACAAUGUGGCUUGGAGCCGUCAGAAACGGUCGUUGCGCACGACCUCUCCCAGUCUCUGCCUCUGCAGUGGCGGCAUGGACAACAGUCACGCUACGCUCUAG
This is a messenger RNA of Akanthomyces muscarius, 507 nucleotides long. RefSeq lists its product as uncharacterized. The record is from RefSeq and is a predicted model, not a curated record. The transcript has 5 exons. NCBI's taxonomy places the organism in Eukaryota, Fungi, Ascomycota, Sordariomycetes, Hypocreales, Cordycipitaceae. The coding region runs from base 1 to 507 and encodes 168 amino acids.